Messenger RNA from Salvelinus fontinalis (brook trout), 6378 nucleotides. RefSeq names its product MHC class II transactivator-like. The record is from RefSeq and is a predicted model, not a curated record. NCBI's taxonomy places the organism in Eukaryota, Metazoa, Chordata, Actinopteri, Salmoniformes, Salmonidae. The transcript is spliced from 14 exons. Gene Ontology annotation, biological process: inflammatory response; positive regulation of transcription by RNA polymerase II; positive regulation of MHC class II biosynthetic process. Gene Ontology annotation, molecular function: ATP binding; protein binding. The coding region runs from base 112 to 3237 and encodes 1041 amino acids.
CUCAACGUCCUACCUCUCUCUCCAUGUGUAGUGUCUUCUCCCUCGCUGUCUCCUCGACCCCUCAACGUCCUACCUCUCUCUCCAGUUGACGGUGCGGUAGCUCCAGAUGUGAUGUGUUCGUAUCCUCCUGGAUCUCUGUCUGAUUGUGCCAGCCAAGCCCAGUCUCCCCCCUCUGCCUCCCCCCUCUCCCCCAGGACAGAGGAGUAUAUUCACCAAGCCAAGGCUCACCUGAGGGGAAUGUGCCAGGAGAUGGAGGCGGGCCUUAGCCUGGCGUCCCACUAUGUUGACGUGCGAUUGGUCCAAAGGCAGAUCCUGAUUGGCUCAGGGAAGAACGCCAGCAAGUGCCUGGAGAAGGAUCUGGUCGUCAUCGGAGACGCGGAGAGAAGGCGGGGUUCGUUGGCCAGGAGUCAGGUGUUCGAGAGCUCCACCGGGGCGAAACCCAACCGUUACACCGUGUUGCUAGGCAACGCCGGCAUGGGCAAAAGCACGCUCAUCAAGAAGCUCUGCGUCGAUUGGUCCGACGGUCUACUGCCUCAGUUCGACUUUGUGUUCUUAUUGGACGUUAAGGCUCUGACCCUCCCCCCUGAGCCGACCUAUAGCCUUCAGUCCCUCCUCUUACACCACUCCUCCUCCCCCGUCCCCUCUACUUGUCCCCAAACCCGGGAUGUCUUCAAUCAGGUCCUCUCUGUCCCGGAGCGUGUGCUGGUGAUAUUCGACGGCUUCGAGGUGGUGCGUGACUUGGAGGGUCUGCUGCAGUUUCCAGCGGAUGACAGGAAGGGGGAGACCUACAGCGUUAGACAGCUGUUCUCAGGUCUGCUCCAGAGGAAGCUCCUACCGGGCUGCUCUCUGCUCCUCUCUGCCCGACCACGAGGCACCGUCAGUGGGCUGCUGAGACGGGCUGACAGCCUCCUGGAACUCUCUGGCUUCUCCCCUCCGGACAUAGAGAGAUACCUGGGACAAUACUUCUCUGGACAGUCCCUAGAGGCACCAACCUCAGGCCCAACCUCAGUCCCAACCUCAGUCCCAACCUCAGACUCAGUCCCAACCUCAGUCCCAACCUCAGACUUAGUCCCAGCCUCAGACUCCAUCCCUGUCCCAACCUCAAUCCCAGCCUCAGACCCAGCCUCAGACCCAGCCUCAGAUCCAAUCCCAACCUCAGUCCCAACCUCAGUCCCAACCUCAGACUCAGUCCCAGUCCUAGUCCCAACCUCAGUCCCAUCCCUAGUCCUAGCCCUAGCCAGGCUCCACAGCCAGCCUUACCUUCUGUCUGUGUGUUGGAACCCAGCGCUGUGUCACAUGGUGUGUUUGCUUCUAGAACACUGGGAGGGUUCCGAGCCACUCCCCUCCACGCUGACGGGAUUGUGUUACAAAGCGUUGUCACUAAAGACGAGACGACACACCCUGAAACACACACACUGUCAAACCCUACCCCAAACUCGGACCCUGGCACACACUCACACCCUUAAACACGGUCACAAACACGUCCCUAAACACACACGCAACAGGACACGAACGCACAUCCACACUCGCUCUCACACUCAAUCCCAAAUUCAAUUAGAAGAAGAGAAGAGGAGGAUAGAGAUGAGGGAGGAGGAAGAGAGGGAGGAGGGAGAGGAAGAGAGAGAGAAGGAGAGGAUAGAGACGAGGGAGGAGGAAGAGAGGGAGGAGAGAGAGAGGGAGGAGGGAGAGAAAGAGAGAGAGCAAGAGAGGGAGGAGGAAGAGAGAGAGAGAGAGCAAGAGAGAGACAACAGGUGUGUUCUGUCAGAGUUGAGCGGUCUGGCUUGGCAGGGGGUUAAAGGUCAUUCAUCUCUCCUGACCCUGACUCUGGAGAAUACCGUCUAUGUCAAGCUGCGUCUGUUUGGCCUGAGGACUGGACUGGUCCAUUCUCACUGGCAGGGCAGAGAUUGUGGCGGUGGUGACGACGUGAGUUCUGACAACGUCCUGUCCUGGGCCCACCCUUUCCUGCAAAGCUUCCUGGGCGGGGCUCACCUGUCCGUCUCCAGCUGUGUGUCUGACCGCGCUCUGCUGGCCCAGAUAUUACCACAGCCCAGGGGGAGGCGACGGCCUCAGGGAGAGUGUCUGGACCUUGCUCAGCGAUUCGCUGUCGGGCUGCUUUUCCGGGACAAGGCGGAACUCCAGGAUCUGGCCGCGCUGGAUACCGGCGCCAUGAAAGUGGUGGUGGCCAAGCGUGCCGCUGUGAUGUCACACCUGGAGAACCUUCACCAUGGCGACCUGAGCCCCGCUCGGCUCCUGGAGGCGUGUCACUGUGUUUACGAGACAGGCGACGCCCGCUUGGUCAGACACCUGGUACGGAACCUUCCCGAGGUUCUGUCGUUCCAAGGGGUUCCGCUGUGUCCCGCGGACGCCUUCGUAGUGUGGAACCUUUUGGACCAGUGUAGAACGCUGAGGAGGAGGUUCUGUCUGGGGCUGGAGGACACAGGACUGAGGAUGACAGGAUUAAAACUACUGACAGGUCUCAACAACAUACACUCAUACAGAGCGUGCAUCGCUGACACCAUCACUCUGUGGGAGGAGCUAGAGCAGAGUGGGGAGGAGGAGCUUCUGAAAGCAGCUGUUUCUAAGUUGACCCUUAACCCUUUCAGAGCCACACAGGUGUCCCACGUUCAACACCUGUCUACACUGGUCAACAUACACACAAGCAGGAGACUGUCUGAGAGCCUAUCAGACGGUGUCCUGGGGGAGGGUAUACCUGCAGUCAGAGAUCUUCACAAGCUGGAGUUUGAGUUGGGUCCAGUGAAUGGCCCGCUGGCCCUCCCUAAACUCCUGGAGCUGCUGCCAGCCCUGCACAGUCUACAUCACCUGGAUCUGGAGAACAGUAAGCUGGGGGACAGUGGGGCUGAGGGUCUGGCUGGAGCUGUGGUGUCCCUCUCCUCUCUGCAGAUUAUCAAUCUGUCCCAGAACUGUAUAGGAGACCAGGGAAUAGGGAGGCUGGCUCCAGCCCUGUCUACCCUCUCCUCACUGCACUGUCUCAGUCUGUACAGUAAUGUGAUAUCUGACGCGGGUGCUGAGAGUCUGGCUGCUGUUUUACCUCAGAUGACAUCACUCAGUGACCUGGAUGUCAAGUACAACAGUUUCACAGCCCUGGGAGCUCAGAGUUUGGCUUCCAGCCUGAGGGACUGUCCAUGGAUCAAGAGUCUGGGGAUGUGGAAUGUGUGUAUUCCCUACGGAGUGUUAGAGAGACUGCAACAACAGGACCCACGGAUACAGCUGCUCUAGAACAUUGUUCUGUUGUUCUUACAGAACCCCAGAGGAUAGUCACUCCUAGAACAUUGUUCUAACAGAACCCCAGAGGAUACAGUCACUCCUAGAACAUUGUUCUAACAGAACCCCAGAGGAUAGUCACUCAUAGAACAUUGUUCUGUUGUUCUAACAGAACCCCAGAGGAUACAGUCACUCCUAGAACAUUGUUCUAACAGAACCCCAGAGGAUAGUCACUCCUAGAACAUUGUUCUAACAGAACCCCAGAGAAUAGUCACUCCUAGAACAUAAAUCUAACAGAACCCCAGAGGAUACAGUCCCUCCUAGUCAUGUUCCUGGACACCACUAUACUGUUCUAUGUUCCUGGACACCUCUGUUCUGUUCUAUGUUCCUGGACACCUCUGUUCUGUGUUCCUGGACACCUCUGUUCUGUUCUGUGUUCCUGGACACCUCUGUUCUGUUCUGUGUUCCUGGACACCUCUGUUCUGUUCUAUGUUCCUGGACACCUCUGUUCUGUGUUCCUGGACACCUCUGUUCUGUUCUGUGUUCCUGGACACCUCUGUUCUGUUCUGUGUUCUUGGACACCUCUGUUCUGUUCUGUGUUCCUGGACACCUCUGUUCUGUUCUGUGUUCCUGGACACCUCUGUUCUGUUCUGUGUUCCUGGACACCUCUGUUCUGUUCUGUGUUCCUGGACACCUCUGUUCUGUUCUGUGUUCCUGGACACCUCUGUUCUGUUCUGUGUUCCUGGACACCUCUGUUCUGUUCUGUGUUCCUGGACACCUCUGUUCUGUUCUGUGUUCCUGGACACCUCUGUUCUGUUCUGUGUUCCUGGACACCUCUGUUAUGUUCUAUGUUCCUGGACACCUCUGUUAUGUUCUGUGUUCCUGGACACCUCUGUUAUGUUCUGUGUUCCUGGACACCUCUGUUCUGUGUUCCUGGACACCUCUGUUCUGUUCUGUGUUCCUGGACACCUCUGUUCUGUUCUAUGUUCCUGGACACCUCUGUUCUGUUCUAUGUUCCUGGACACCUCUGUUCUGUGUUCCUGGACACCUCUGUUCUGUGUUCCUGGACACCUCUGUUCUGUUCUGUGUUCCUGGACACCUCUGUUCUGUUCUAUGUUCCUGAACACCUCUGUUCUGUGUUCCUGGACACCUCUGUUCUGUUCUGUGUUCCUGGACACCUCUGUUCUGUUCUGUGUUCCUGGACACCUCUGUUCUGUUCUGUGUUCCUGGACACCUCUGUUCUGUUCUGUGUUCCUGGACACCUCUGUUCUGUUCUGUGUUCCUGGACACCUCUGUUCUGUUCUGUGUUCCUGGACACCUCUGUUCUGUGUUCCUGGACACCUCUGUUCUGUUCUGUGUUCCUGGACACCUCUGUUCUGUUCUGUGUUCCUGGACACCUCUGUUCUGUGUUCCUGGACACCUCUGUUCUGUUCUAUGUUCCUGGACACCUCUGUUCUGUGUUCCUGGACACCUCUGUUCUGUUCUGUGUUCCUGGACACCUCUGUUCUGUUCUGUGUUCCUGGACACCUCUGUUCUGUUCUGUGUUCCUGGACACCUCUGUUCUGUUCUGUGUUCCUGGACACCUCUGUUCUGUUCUGUGUUCCUGGACACCUCUGUUCUAUGUUCCUGGACACCUCUGUUCUGUGUUCCUGGACACCUCUGUUCUGUUCUGUGUUCCUGGACACCUCUGUUCUGUGUUCCUGGACACCUCUGUUCUGUUCUGUGUUCCUGGACACCUCUGUUCUGUUCUGUGUUCCUGGACACCUCUGUUCUGUUCUGUGUCCCUGGACACCUCUGUUCUGUUCUGUGUUCCUGGACACCUCUGUUCUGUUCUGUGUUCCUGGACACCUCUGUUCUGUGUUCCUGGACACCUCUCUUCUAUGUUCUAUGUUCCAGGACACCUCUGUUCUGUUCUGUGUUCCUGGACACCUCUGUUCUGUUCUGUGUUCCUGGACACCUCUGUUCUGUGUUCCUGGACACCUCUGUUCUGUUCUAUGUUCCUGGACACCUCUGUUCUGUUCUGUGCUCCUGGACACCUCUGUUCUGUUCUGUGUUCCUGGACACCUCUGUUCUGUUCUGUGUUCCUGGACACCUCUGUUCUGUUCUGUGUUCCUGGACACCUCUGUUCUGUUCUGUGUUCCUGGACACCUCUGUUCUGUUCUGUGUUCCUGGACACCUCUGUUCUGUUCUGUGUUCCUGGACACCUCUGUUCUGUUCUGUGUUCCUGGACACCUCUGUUCUAUGUUCCUGGACACCUCUGUUCUGUUCUGUGUUCCUGGACACCUCUGUUCUGUUCUGUGUUCCUGGACACCUCUGUUCUGUGUUCCUGGACACCUCUGUUCUGUUCUGUGUUCCUGGACACCUCUGUUCUGUUCUGUGUUCCUGGACACCUCUGUUCUAUGUUCCUGGACACCUCUGUUCUGUUCUGUGUUCCUGGACACCUCUGUUCUGUUCUGUGUUCCUGGACACCACUGUUCUGUUCUGUGUUCCUGGACACCUCUGUUCUGUUCUGUGUUCCUGGACACCACUGUUCUGUUCUGUGUUCCUGGACACCUCUGUUCUGUGUUCCUGGACACCUCUGUUCUGUGUUCCUGGACACCUCUGUUCUGUUCUGUGUUCCUGGACACCUCUGUUCUGUUCUGUGUUCCUGGACACCUCUGUUCUGUGUUCCUGGACACCUCUGUUCUGUUCUGUGUUCCUGGACACCUCUGUUCUGUUCUGUGUUCCUGGACACCUCUGUUCUGUGUUCCUGGACACCUCUGUUCUAUGUUCUAUGUUCCAGGACACCUCUGUUCUGUUCUGUGUUCCUGGACACCUCUGUUCUGUUCUGUGUUCCUGGACACCUCUGUUCUGUUCUGUGUUCCUGGACACCUCUGUUCUGUUCUGUGUUCCUGGACACCUCUGUUCUGUUCUGUGUUCCUGGACACCUCUGUUCUGUUCUGUGUUCCUGGACACCUCUGUUCUAUGUUCCUGGACACCUCUGUUCUGUUCUGUGUUCCUGGACACCUCUGUUCUAUGUUCUAUGUUCCAGGACACCUCUGUUCUGUGGGGUUAUGUUAGUUAGUUAGUUAGUUGUGUUACUGGCAUCUCAGUCCGCACUUUUAUUUGCACUGACAUUUGAAUGUAUUUGUUAUGUUAUAAACUGUUCUACCUUCA